Molecule: messenger RNA, 3841 nt
Organism: Prosopis cineraria
Lineage: Eukaryota; Viridiplantae; Streptophyta; Magnoliopsida; Fabales; Fabaceae
Product: protein PHOX1-like
Exons: 3
Coding region: 916-3102 (728 amino acids)
Molecular function (GO): protein binding
Source: RefSeq, a predicted model, not a curated record
AUUUGGCAUCUGGGUGAGUCACGUUUGCUGAUUAGUCUCGUCACACUUGGCAGUUUUUCCACAGGCAAAUUGGAAUCGUCGGACUUAUGGGACCCACCAUCUCUCUCGUUUUGUUUUUCUCAACUGGGGAAUAUUUUGCAUUUCGGGAAAUUCAGAUUUCCAAGUUAUGACAUUAUCCGAGUUGUCUCUGCUUUUGUGGCGUUCACGGCAAGGUUUUGGGAAGCCUUCAAACCUUGUGCUUUGCGAAAGGUCUAAAGCAUAACGUGGUCCGUGUUUCUUCCGUCUCUCAUUUCCCUCCGGAUAUUCUAGCUCUCUCGUCGUUUCUGGGGUCUUCUGGUAAGAUUUGAAGCUUCUCUAGUCAUCCGGAUAAGUUUCUCUUUCUUAUCAAGUUUUCGAAUCUUUUAUUUCUUGUUCUGGUAAAAGCAGAGGGGGAUCUUUGGUUUGUUUGUGGAUCUCUCUCCGUUUUUCUUUGAAUUUGAGCUGGGAUCUGUAUAAGCCAAGGGCAACUUCUCAUAGGCAGUGUGUAAAUCUCUGACUUUCAACCAUUGUCGAUCAGAGGGCAACCUUAUCAACCAAUUUCAAGAGGGGGACUUUGAGGUUAUUUUCAUAAACCUGCAACCAGAAAUUUAAGAUUUUGUUCUUCAACUUGAGUAUAGGGUUCUGCUCUAUCAAGCUGCUCAGCUUGGCUUCAUAUUCUUAUACCGUUUUAUUGUUGAGUUGAUCAAAUUGUUGACUUGGGUGUAUUGUAUCAAGCUGACAGGGUUAUUUGAAGUUAUUAACCUGUAGUCUUCGCGUAUAAGGUCUUCUCUAUUGAUUUACAUUGAUUAUCUGUUGGGUGCACGUAGUUUAUUUAGAAAAGUAGCCAUUGGCUUUUUCUUGUUUUAGUUUCCUUGCUGUGUGAUUUCGGGGUUCAAAAUGGGGAAGAAAAAGGAACAAGUGGGAGAUAAAUCAAGCGAGGAUGGUGGGAGUCAAAGCAAAGUUGGAGAUAGUAGCCCCAAAGCAUAUGACAAGGAUACUAUGGUGUUCAUAUCCAUGGCUCAAGAUUUAAAGGAUGAGGGGAACAAGCUAUUCCAAAAGAGGGACCAUGAAGGGGCCUUGAUAAAAUAUGAGAAAGCUCUCAAGUUGCUUCCAAAGAAUCAUAUAGAUGUGUCGUAUCUACGGAGUAACAUGGCAGCAUGCUACAUGCAGAUGGGACUUGGUGAGUACUCCAGGGCAAUUGAUGAAUGCAAUUUAGCCCUUGAGGCUACACCAAAAUACAGUAAGGCACUGUUGAAGAGGGCAAGGUGCUAUGAAGGUUUAAAUAGACCGGAUUUAGCUUUGACAGAUGUUAGUACCGUUUUGAAGAUGGAACCAAAUAAUAUCAUGGCAUUGGAGAUCUCUGAAAGGGUUAAACAAACACUUGAGGAGAAAGGAUUGAGAGUGAAUGAUACAGUGAUCGAGUUGCCUCCAGAUUAUGUUGAACCUUCUUAUGCUUUAAUUCCAGAAAAAGUGGUGAAAGAGAAGAUACGCAAAAAGAAGAGCAACAAAGUUGAGGUGAAUGCUGUGGAUAAUAAAACUGUAGUAAAACAAGCUGAGGAGAAAUUGGAAGAGAAGAAGGUUGAGGACAAUAUUGAGAAGGCUGGGAGGAAAUCUAAAAGGAAGGCGAAGGAAAAAAUUGAUGAGAAGAAGGCCGAUGUUAAGGAGGUUGUGGAGGAAACAAUUAAUGGUAGAAGAGAUGAUAUGCUGAAGAAAACAGCAAAACUUGUUUUUGGUGAGGACAUAAGAUGGGCUGAGUUGCCAAUUAAUUGCAGCCUUUUGCAGCUAAGAGAAGUUAUCUGUGACCGCUUCCCAAGCCUAGGAGCAGUUCUUGUCAAGUAUAGAGACCAAGAAGGUGAUUUGGUCACAAUCACUUCUGAUUCUGAAUUAAGAUGGGCUGAAACUUCAGCAGGAUCACAAGGUUCAAUCCGGCUAUACAUUGUAGAAGCUACUCCUGAGCAGGAUCCAUUCUUCGAGAAAAUUAAUAAAAUGGAGGUGCAAAAGCCUCCUGUUAGUAAAGCACCUGAGAAUCGUUGUGUUUUGAAAGAAAACGAAGUGAUAAACUCAUCUUGCAUCGAGGAUUGGACAAUCCGGUUUGCCCAGCUAUUCAAGAACCAUGUUGGAUUCGAAUCUGACAGAUAUUUGAAUUUUCAUGAACUUGGGAUGAAGCUCUAUUCUGAGGCUAUGGAGGAGACUGUUACAAGUGAAGAAGCACAAGGUUUAUUUGACAUGGCAGGAGAUAAGUUCCAAGAGAUGACAGCGCUAGCACUGUUCAGCUGGGGAAAUGUUCACAUGUCUAGGGCAAGGAAGAAAGUGUAUUUCACUGAAGAUUCUUCUAAGAAGCAUCUGUAUGAACAAAUCGAAAGUGCAUAUGACUGGGCACAGAAUGAAUAUAAAAAGGCAGCAGAAAAAUAUGAAGCUGCCAUUCAAAUAAAAUCAGAUUUUUAUGAAGGCUUUCUGGCGCUGGGGCAGCAACAAUUUGAGCGAGCAAAACUUUCUUGGUAUUAUAAUGGAAUCAGCAGUGGUGCUGAUUCAGCGACAUGGCCUUCUGCUCAUGUUCUUCAGCUUUACAGCAAUGCUGAAGAUAAUAUGGAAAAAGGAAUGCAAUUAUGGGAACAGUCAGAGGAGCAUCGCUUGAUUGAAGCCUCCAAAUCCAAGGAUAUCAAAUUACUUUUGCAUGAGAUGGGAUUGGAUGGCAUGUUGAAAAAUAUAUCGGCGGAUGAAAUUGCUGCACAGGCUGCAAAUAUGAGAUCUCAGAUAAAUCUGCUGUGGAGUACCAUGCUAUAUGAGCGUUCAAUUGUGGAAUUCAAAGUAGGGUUACCAGAAUGGCAUGAAUCUCUGGAAGUAGCUGUCAAGAAGUUUAAACUUGCUGGAGCUUCUCCAACAGAUAUGGCCGUGAUGUUGAAGAACCACUGUUCAAAUAAUAGUGCUGCAGAUGGUCUAGAGUUCAAAAUGGAUGAAAUAGUACAAGCAUGGAAUGGGAUGUAUGAAGCUAAAAAGUGGCAGCAUGGAGUUCCUUCCUUUCGCUUGGAAACCUUAUUUAGGAGGCGAGUUUCAAAACUUUAUCGUGCCUUGGAGCUUGUGUGAAUAGCUUCUUGUGCAACUUGAUGGAGAACAACAGAGCCAAUACUUCCUUAUAUUUCCCCUUCGCUUGUAAUGCCAUUUCUACAGCUAAAGAUAAUGUCAGUGACUACCUCAUCCCAAAAACAUGCAUAGCCGUCCAUUCAUCGUGCUGUUCUGAUUUGGGCAAGUGUACAGAAAAUUGAGUGCAAUUUGGUCCUUGAUCAGAAUGCACCUGGGUGGAGCAUACAUCGCAUAGGUUUUCACAAAACCAUUUUCCAUUAUUAGGUUCUGCGUGGAUUGAUUCAAAAAUGACUGCUGAUUAUCAUUAGGUUUGCAGAACCUAAUUUUCAUUACUUCCUGGAUUCUUCUAUUGUGAUUCACUUCUGAGUUGGAGAGUGGUAUUAGCUUCCUACAUUUGAUAACUAUGGCUAACAAUAGUUUGACCAUGUACAACUACUGAGAAACUGGGAAAUUCUAUGAUUAUCAUUGUACAUGGCUCAGUUUCAGCAGUUAGCAGAGGGACUAAUAAUCACAUGUUGCAUUUGUUUCAUGGACAUAUUAAUUAUAGCUUUGGACCUUCGUAUCUAAAGCACUUUGAAAUUGCUUCGAGUCCAUGCCAUUCAAUACUGUGCUCAGCAACCUUUAGUUAUUUUCGUGAUUGUUUACAUAUACAUUUUUGUUCCUGUAUUUUCUUUACUUUUUUUGCUCGUAAAAUAUACAAGACUGUAGCUUACCCUCUUUAAACACAACCUUGGCUCACCUG